AUUAAAUAAAUAUAAAGACACAUUGUUUAUAAUAGUAAAUAAAAAAAAAUGGAUUCUCUUUUUUAUAAAGUGUUUCACAAUAAAUUUCUAUUUUAUAAAAUAAUUAAAGAAUUAAAAAAUUUAAAUAGUUAUGAAAAUUAUAAAGUUGUUGAACUUUUUCAAAGAUACAGUACUGCUGAACAAAUUAUAAAAAAUAACAUUAAAAAAUACCAACCCUCUAUUGAAAUUUAUAAAAACAUUAAAAAAGAUAAUCAAGAAAAUUUUAUUUUUUACCAACAAUUAUUUACAGAACAUUACCAAAUUUACUCUUCAAAUUCUUCGGAACUAUAUAAAAUUAUUGACAAUUCUAAUAUUGUAGCUUUUAAAUCAUUUGUUAAAGUAUUCAAUUUAAAUGAUAAUCAAGUAUACGAAUCAGUAAAGAAAUUUUAUACAGAUGGAUAUAUCUUAAGAAGCUACCCCUGUAUGAUGCUAGGCCAAGAAUCUCCGCCAAAAAGAGAGAGAGAUAUUACAGACUACCAAGGUGUCAAGAUGUUGAAAUAUUUGUUAGAGGUUUACCAUCUCUCUAGCACUGGCUUUAGAUUAUAUUACAAAAUUAAGAAUUUUAUAAAACUAAAAUUAAAGAGCAUUAUCAAAUUAUCAAAUUUUAUAAUAAAAAAUAGACACCUAUUUGAAAACAAUCAAGACAACAGUUUAUAUUACCAAAAUAUUAGAAUAAAAUUAAAACCUAUCAACAUUAAUUUAAUUACAAGAAAUAAUCUAGAUUUUCAAAUUAAACAAUUUUCAAAAGAACAAUUAAAUUCAAACUUUUUUGGGCUUUUAGCAAAAACAACCAUCCCAUCAUCGGAUAAAAGCUUAAAAAAUUUACUCUUCAGCUAUUAUGAAAUAUCUACUUUUUGUAUACCACCAGCCGAACAGAGGGACCUGUUGAGAGAUGUUAUCGAAAAAUCAUGCAAACUAAAAUUAAACCAAUUUGAUAUUGAAGAGUUUUUAAAAGUAGAGUCAACUAGUUUAUUUAAAGUGUUCAUAUAUCAACAUACUGAAGAUAUGUAUUGGAAAAGUAGCUGUAGUGGUGAACCAGAUCAAAUUUCGCUUUUAGAAAAACAUUUAAACUAUAUUAUUUCAUCUGACGAAUAUUUAUAUCCAAAAUUAGUUGGUGCAACUAUCGAUCUUUUAAAAAAUGGUGAUCAAGGAACAAUUGAGUAUUUAGUACAAUUGAAGGAAAAAUUUUCAAGUUUCAAAAUAGUUUUAAAUCAAGCAACCAAUUCUGAUUAUGUUGGGCUAUCAAUAACUUCAAAAACAAUAUUGGAUUUUUAUUUCAACAAUUACAAAGAAAGCAAUAUGUUUAAAGAAAAAUCUCAAAUUUGGAAAUAUGUACCAAUUAUUAACAGUGACUUUUCAACUUUAGAAUAUUAUGAAAAUCAAAUGAAAAGUUUAAAUAAGAGGUUUUUGGUUACAAAUAUUGAACAUAAUAAAGAACCAAACCUCAAGGUAGAUAUAUCAACUCAAGAUGUUAUUGGUGAAGUGGAAAUGGACUCAAUAUUAGAAAAGCUAUUAAGAGCAAUUAAAAACCCCUCAGUUUAUCAAUUUGAUCCAGAUUUCGAUCUUUCAAGCUAUUCAAACUACCUUAUUAAAUAUUUCAAUAGUGGGGAUUAUGAAAAGAAACAUUUGGUUUUUUUAUUAUUUAAAGAAAUAUCAUUUAAAAACAAUGAACCAUUCAAUCUUUCAAAUGUACUCCAAUAUAGCCACCCAGGAUUAAAAAAUAAUUUUUUAAAUUGGAUUAUCGAUAACUAUUCUGUUGGUAAUGAAAAGAUCAUUUCUAAGAAAAGAAAAUCAUCCCUUGGUUUCGACGAUGAAAAUAAUAUUAUGGAAUUUAUAUCAAAUUUCAAUAUUUCAAGCAAUGAAGAAAUACAGAUUAGGUUUAAAAUAGGUGAAGAUAGCUUUUUCAAUUUCUUAUAUACCAGAGGUAAAUAUUCAGAAAUAUUCAAGCUAAUCAUUGAGGGAAUUAUGGAAAUUAACGAACCAACACAAACUGGUUUAUAUUCAUGGGGAUCAAAAUUUUUCAAGACUUUUUCAAACUACAAAGUGGAAUUUCUCGACUUAUUAAUAAACAACUUAUUAUAUCCAAAAAUAUCAAAUCCAAAACUAUUAAAAACAUUACAAAAUUGGUUCAAUUGUUUUUUAUCUUCAGCUGCACGCAAUGAAAAUAUAGAGUUCUUCGAUUAUAUUAAUACAUGUUAUACCUUUAACCAAAUUAAAAGUAUUUUUGAUAAAAAAGAAUUUUUACAAAUCAAUCAUUUUUUAUUACUCUAUAAAUCGAGAGUAGAAAUACACGACUUUGUCAAAAAGCUAGCCGAUAUAAAAUAA
Messenger RNA from Dictyostelium purpureum, 2364 nucleotides. RefSeq lists its product as uncharacterized. The transcript has a single exon. The record is from RefSeq and is a predicted model, not a curated record. The coding region runs from base 49 to 2364 and encodes 771 amino acids. NCBI's taxonomy places the organism in Eukaryota, Evosea, Eumycetozoa, Dictyosteliales, Dictyosteliaceae.